CAUCCUUCAAGUUCCUUCAAAACGUCGCAGUCACUCGGUGAGUAGGAGAGAGAGAGAGAGAGAGAAUGAGAGACUUGUUUGUUUGUGUUAAUUGAAUUGGACGCACCAUGCAAUUCUUCGCUACUUUCUGCUGAGAAAGUCGCAAUCUGAAAAUGUGGAAGCUGAAGAUUGCGGAGGGAGGGAGUCCAUGGCUGCGUACACUCAAAAACAAUGUGGGCAGGCAAGUCUGGGAGUUCGAUCCCAAGCUCGGUACCCCCGAAGAGCUCCUCGAGAUCGAGAGAGCUCGCGAGAACUACAGUAAUAAUCGGUUCGUUAAGAAGCACAGCUCCGAUUUGCUCAUGCGCAUUCAGUUUUCCAAGGAGAACCCAGUUCCUGCUGUUUUACCCCAGGUCAAAGUAAAAGACACAGAAGAUGUGACUGAGAAGACAGUGACAAAUACAUUAAAAAGGGGUAUAAGUUACCAUUCAACACUUCAAGCCCAUGAUGGACAUUGGCCUGGGGACUAUGGAGGUCCUAUGUUUCUACUCCCGGGCCUGGUAAUUGCUUUGUCUAUCACUGGGGCAUUGAAUGCAGUCUUAUCAGAUGAGCAUAAGAAGGAGAUCUGUCGAUACCUCUACAAUCAUCAGAAUAAAGAUGGUGGGUGGGGCUUGCACAUUGAGGGCCCAAGUACUAUGUUUGGCAGUGUCUUGACAUAUGUUACUUUAAGGUUGCUUGGUGAAGGAAAUAAAGAUGGACAAGGAGCCAUGGAGAGUGGGCGUAGGUGGAUUCUGGACCAUGGUGGUGCUACUGCAAUUACAUCGUGGGGGAAAAUGUGGUUAUCAGUACUUGGAGCAUUUGAAUGGUCUGGCAAUAAUCCCCUGCCCCCUGAGAUAUGGCUUCUUCCAUAUAUGCUCCCAAUUCAUCCAGGAAGGAUGUGGUGUCACUGCAUGGUCUAUUUGCCAAUGUCAUACCUAUAUGGGAAGAGGUUUGUUGGCCCAAUCACACCAACAGUUUUGUCUUUGAGGAAAGAACUUUUUAAUGUCCCCUAUCAUGAAAUAGAUUGGAAUGAGGCACGCAACCAGUGUGCAAAGGAAGAUUUGUACUAUCCACACCCCCUUGUACAAGAUAUACUUUGGUCUUCUCUUCAUAUGGCUGUUGAACCAAUCUUAAUGCAUUGGCCUGGGAAGAAGUUGAGAGAAAAGGCUCUUCGCACUGCAAUUGAGCACAUACAUUAUGAAGAUGAGAAUACUCGUUAUAUUUGCAUUGGACCUGUGAAUAAGGUUUUAAAUAUGCUUUGCUGUUGGGCAGAAGAUCCGAAUUCAGAGGCUUUCAAGUUACAUAUUCCAAGAAUCUAUGAUUACCUAUGGAUUGCUGAAGAUGGCAUGAAAAUGCAGGGGUAUAAUGGAAGCCAGGCUUGGGACACUUCUUUUUCUGUUCAAGCAAUUAUCGCAACCAACCUUAUAGAAGAAUUUGGUUCAACUCUAAGAAAGGGACAUCAAUACAUAAAAGAUUCACAGGUUUUAGAAGAUUGCCCCGGUGAUCUUGACUAUUGGUAUCGCCACAUUUCAAAGGGUGCUUGGCCUUUCUCAACUGCUGAUCAUGGAUGGCCCAUCUCAGACUGCACAGCUGAAGGAUUGAAAGCUGUUCUAUCAUUAUCAAAAAUUCCAUCUGAAAUUGUUGGUGAACCACUAGAUGCAAACCGGCUUUACGAUGCUGUCAAUGUCAUACUCUCAUUACAGAAUAAUGACGGUGGUUUUGCAACAUAUGAGCUCACAAGAUCUUACAGUUGGUUGGAGUUGAUCAACCCUGCUGAAACCUUUGGUGACAUUGUAAUCGAUUAUCCUUAUGUUGAAUGCACCUCAGCUUCUAUUCAAGCUCUGGAAUCAUUUAAGAAAUUAUAUCCUUGUCAUCGGCGAGAAGAAAUAGAACACUGUAUCAAAAGAGCUGUUGAGUUUAUUGAAAAGAUACAAGCAUCUGAUGGUUCAUGGUAUGGUUCGUGGGGGGUUUGCUUCACUUAUGGUACAUGGUUUGGGGUAAAAGGGUUGGUGGCUGCUGGAAGGAACUACAACAAUAGUUCUAGCAUUCGGAAAGCUUGUGAUUUUCUGCUAUCAAAACAACUUACUUCUGGUGGGUGGUCAGAGAGUUAUCUAUCAUGUCAAAACAAGGUGUACACAAAUCUUGAGGGUGAUAGGUCUCACGUGGUCAAUACUGGAUGGGCCAUGUUGGCUCUUAUUGAUGGUGGCCAGGCUGAGAGAGACCCUACACCGUUGCACCGUGCGGCUAGAUUUUUGAUAAAUUCUCAAAUAGAGAAUGGAGAUUUUCCUCAAGAGGAAAUUAUGGGUGUCUUCAACAGGAACUGUAUGAUCACGUAUGCUGCAUACCGGAACAUAUUCCCUAUCUGGGCAUUGGGAGAAUACCGCUGUCGAGUGUUGCAGGCUUAGUGAGCUAACUCUGCCACUAAUUUGUGUGACAUUAUGCCUAUGUGUUUCACAUUUGGCUUGUCAUCAGGGGUGUGCUGGGGACCUUUGUUUUUGUUGGUGAGCAAGCGGCUUUCGGUGUCGGCUGUUUGAUGCUGCUAGGGUUUUCUUCGUUGCUUUUUAUGUUUUGGGCUAUUGGUUACUGCAGAGGUCCUUUUUUUUUUUCGUCUAUGUAUUAGUAUUUGGGCCUACUCUUAUACAAUAUAUUGUGUUGGUAAUAAAGUAACUUUUUACCAAAAAAAAAAAAAAGAAAA
Molecule: messenger RNA, 2710 nt
Organism: Malus domestica (apple)
Lineage: Eukaryota; Viridiplantae; Streptophyta; Magnoliopsida; Rosales; Rosaceae
Product: cycloartenol synthase 2
Biological process (GO): triterpenoid biosynthetic process
Cellular component (GO): lipid droplet
Molecular function (GO): intramolecular transferase activity
Source: RefSeq, a predicted model, not a curated record